Messenger RNA from Musca domestica (house fly), 1331 nucleotides. RefSeq names its product large ribosomal subunit protein uL1m (gene mRpL1). The record is from RefSeq and is a predicted model, not a curated record. Gene Ontology annotation, cellular component: large ribosomal subunit; mitochondrion. The coding region runs from base 129 to 1232 and encodes 367 amino acids. Gene Ontology annotation, biological process: translation. NCBI's taxonomy places the organism in Eukaryota, Metazoa, Arthropoda, Insecta, Diptera, Muscidae. Gene Ontology annotation, molecular function: RNA binding; structural constituent of ribosome. The transcript is spliced from 3 exons.
UAAUUCCAUUGAACUAGUCAAUUCGAAAUAACACAACUCUACUAGGUUAUGUAGUCGAUUGUCAUAAUAGGAACUGUUUUUGUUUUUAGUUCGCGGAUGAAGUAAUUUUGUAUGAAAAUUAUUCCAAAAUGUGGUCGUUAGUUACUUCUUCCAUUCGGACUUUAGUGGUGCGCCAACAAUUCACCGCCGAGGCAUUGCGAACCCUAAACACCACCGCUGUCUGUGAGGCUGCCCGUAAGGGAACACGCGAGAAGGCUCGAAAAAAGAAGGUAAAAGUAGAAGUUAAAAAGGUUGGCUUCAUACCCCACAAUGAAAGAGACAGUAAAAUCAAUUUAUUACGUGAAAACAAACAUGUCGAUGAUUCCUGGAAGCAAGUCUCCACAGACAAUUGUUAUGUUAGGAAAUAUUAUCGCUGGCCUGUUUACACAGUGGCCGAAGCAAUACAAUGCCAUCGCGAAACCCAUCAUCCAACCAUGUAUAAUGAACCAAAUUCUCCACUUGUAGUUCAUAUUGAACUAAACAUGAAAGCUGAAAAAUCGACACGUUUUGUGGAUAACUUUCAACGUAUGGCCAUGAUGCCACAUAAAUUUGAUCAUGGAGAAGAGAGAAAGAUUUUAGUGUUUACAAAGGGAAACGAUGAAAUUACCGAAGCACGUCAAGCUGGUGCCACUCUUGUUGGUGGUGUUGAACUUAUCAAGGACAUCACCAAUGGAGAACUACUUUUAACUGACUAUCAAUAUGUUAUAGCUCAUCCAAAUAUAUUGCCAGAAUUGGUAGCAUUGCGCGGUUUAAUGAAACGUAAAUUUCCCAAUCCUAAGUCCGAAACAUUGGGCACAAAUCUAAGUGAAAUGAUUCGUCGUUUUGCCGACGGUAUUAGCUACCAGGCCUUUAAAGAUGAACAUCAGCAAGAUUUUGGUUUGAUUACAACAACCAUAGGUACCCUCGACAUGGAUAGUAAACAUUUAGAGGAGAAUUUACGUUCGCUAUUAAAGGAUGUGAAUAGUGUUAGACCGAAGCGUGAAGGUCGUUUUAUAACCAGAGUCCUAUUAAAGAGUCCACCUAGCAGCGAACAACUGAAAAUUGAUGCGUUCUUGUAUGUUCCAGAAAUGUAUGAAAAGGGUAGUGGCAAUAAAAAAUCAACAAAGAGUACCACAGCAAUACAAGAAAACGAUGAGGUGGAUCAACUGGAAGAUGAUGAGGAGAUUGAAAAGAAAAAGAAAGCAGUAAAUUAAAUUAAAAGCUAUAAACAUACACUAUAUAUUUUGUUUCCAUAAAACCAGUUGUUGAUUUUUAAUUAAACCUUGAAGUUACUUGCGUGUCCAAAACAAAAA